AUGAUUACUGAAAGCGAUGAAUGCAGGAGCAGGAGGAGCUUAGUGUCUGAUCUCGAUCAAUUAUCUUUUGGCGAUUUGCUGGCUCUGGCCAACGCAAGAUCAGUCGUUUUUGAAGGAAGAGGUGAAGCAGCAACAGUGAAGCUUGUUGAAGAAACUAAACCCAACAACAACAGAGAUCCUUCUGAUGGUUGUCGACGAGACAGAUUGUGUGAGAUUAAGUAUGUCCGGAAGAAAAGAGUGAGAUCGACAUCUGUUGCUGGAACUUGUAAUCUUGCCAAGAAACCAAAAUGCAUUCUGAUUCCCCACAUUUUGCAAAUAAUGAACAAAGAGACCCGCAAGAGAAAACGCAGCCAACGUAAAAGCAAACCCAAGAAGAACUGGGGCUCAAGUCUAGGCGAGAGAAGAGAAGGAAAGAGACGAGCUUGUGGCCAAAUGGACUGUGAUGAAGAUAUGGUUGUUUCUAAAGCUGAGACAGAGGAGGAAGAAGUUUCUGAUGUUUUUGAGUCUGAAGGUUUUCUUCAUCUUCUUGAAGAGACCGAGACAGAGGAGGAUGAUGUUUCUCUUGUUUCUGAGUCUGAAGAUUGUCUUCCUCUUCUUGAAGAAGCUGAGACAGAGGAGAAUGAUGUUUCUGAUGUAUCAUCUAGCUGCAACUGGUUGAGUUUCCCAACUCAACCUCGUACUUCUAAAGGGAUGAUAAGACAUGUUCAAUGGAGCAACAAAAAGAAGAGAAACUGCAUGACGUGUACCGCAAGAUGA
Thlaspi arvense is the source of this 756-nucleotide messenger RNA. NCBI's taxonomy places the organism in Eukaryota, Viridiplantae, Streptophyta, Magnoliopsida, Brassicales, Brassicaceae. The record is from the annotation of a GenBank genome assembly.